Aedes albopictus (Asian tiger mosquito) is the source of this 2929-nucleotide messenger RNA. RefSeq names its product elongation of very long chain fatty acids protein AAEL008004 (gene sit). Gene Ontology annotation, cellular component: endoplasmic reticulum membrane. The transcript has 6 exons. The record is from RefSeq and is a predicted model, not a curated record. Gene Ontology annotation, biological process: fatty acid elongation, monounsaturated fatty acid; fatty acid elongation, polyunsaturated fatty acid; fatty acid elongation, saturated fatty acid. Gene Ontology annotation, molecular function: fatty acid elongase activity. NCBI's taxonomy places the organism in Eukaryota, Metazoa, Arthropoda, Insecta, Diptera, Culicidae. The coding region runs from base 1643 to 2542 and encodes 299 amino acids.
AGUUUAGUAACAGAUUUGAGCCAAGCUAGUCGGAGCGACUAAGUCGGUUUCUUGUUUUUAUUUUUUUUUUCUUGCGAAUCUAAUCGAUUGGAGUUAUCAGUCGAGGACUUUUCUCGGUAGCUUGUUCAGCGGAGUUAUUGACGAUCAGCCAGAACCUCGAGAUCCGAGUCGACGACGUCACACCGUCAGUAUAUGGUGCACUUCCAAUUCCAUAUGUGUUUCCGUGUGUGAGCAGUCUGAGGUCAAUUGAGCGAGAGAAACCGGCGGCGGGAGCGAAAAACUCGCCGCGCGUGCAGUCAAUCUGUUUAUUCUUGAAGGCAACUCAAGCAACCCCUUCUGCAUCCCGUCGCAGCAGCGCCAGCGUGUAGUGAGCAGCAGUAGAAAAGCGCGAGCAAAACUACCCCCUUGGCAUCGGGUGAGAGAACACCCCCCGGAGUGUGUAUGUGAGAGAGAACCCCAGAGCGGGUGCACCUGAACUGCUGGGAGCUUUUAUAAAGUGCGAUGUUGUUUUUAUCCGUACGUUAAUUUAUUGAGCUUCUUCCAGCGGGUCGUGUCGCGGAUCUUGCGAAAAGCCCCCGCGAAAAAUUCCUUCGCACACAGCACCGUUCUAUACCGCGCGUUUCGUCCGAGAAGAGGUUGAAGAAAACCCCCUGAAGAGAGUGUUCUAAGAGCGCGAGUCGCACCAAUACGGCUGCUGCAGCGUCCGAAUCCUGUUUUCUGCUUUUUUUGGACGAAGAUCUACACAAACCAGAUUCGCACCGAUUGAUAUUCAGAACAGUUCAGUGAGUGUUGGUGUCGGGGUGUUGUGGAAAUACGGUCAGAACUCAGCUCCUGCAGCCAGUAGUGAUCGGCAGGUUGACCGGAUAGGAACCGUCGUCGUUUUUCGCACUUUGCUAGAUACAUCUUCGUGAACUCAUCCCCCCGUUCAGCAAAAGUGGUGAUCAGCUGAUUUCUAGCGCAGUGCAGGUGUUUUUCGUUUCCUUAACAUCCCACCCCCGAACCCCACAGUGAUUGCCGGUUGAAGUUGACAGAAGUUGUCGUUGUUGUUGUUCUCACCAGCGGAAGUGCCAAAAAGGAUAAACUCGCAGCUGCGCAGUAAUAGCCAAACACCAUUUGGCCUGGUAGUGUGUGCCACCGCCACCCCACAGAAUCGUGAACAAAAGUGCAUCGGACCGUGAACCGUGGAGGAUUCUGUGUGUCUUCUACGCGUGUAGCCAUUGGUGUAAGUUGCUGCGAAUGUGCGAUUUUGUUUAGUGAAUUGAUUAGCGGGGCAGAACUGAAUUUGGAAUUCGCUCAAGAAGCACAAGAAAAAAGACUGAAACUUUGUGAAACCGGUGUGUGGAAUCUUCUAGCAGCCCAAGGGUAGUACCAGAAGUGACUGUUUGCGUGCUCUCAAUGUGAUAACUAACGGACCCAGCUGCAGUUGAAUCCAGAAACAGAUUUCUUCCACGUGUGUGCUACACGAUAGCCUUACUGUAACCGAUGUCAAUUACUCGUAGUUAGCGAAAACCCAACGUAAUCAAUUAUUCGACUUAGCUAAGACGAGUCCUCGUGCUUCCAAAGCGAUCCAGAGAAAACUACCUUACCAGUGAGCCUGCCUACUUAGGAAAAAAAGCCAAAUAAACCCCCCACACAUACCAAAAUGUCAUCCGCGAUCAAUGGCACGGCUUCGGCCAACUACUGGGACUACAUCUUCACGGAUUUGGCCGAUCCGCGGACGAACCAUUGGCCCCUCAUAUCGUCCCCGGUGCCCGGUUUGACCAUCAUUGCAAGCUAUCUGUACUUUGUGCUCAACUUCGGUCCCAAGUACAUGGCCAACCGGAAGCCGUUCCAGAUGCAGAAAACCCUAGUCGUGUACAACUUCAUCCAGGUGCUGGUCAGUGUGUUCCUGUUCUAUGAGGGUUUGGAUGGUGCCUGGCUGCGACACUACAGCUGGCGGUGUCAACCGGUGGACUGGACGGACAAUCCCCAAUCCAUGCGGGUCGCCCGAGGUUGCUACGUGUACUUCCUGGCCAAGAUGUCCGAACUGCUGGACACGGUGUUCUUCACGCUGCGGAAAAAGGACAAACAAAUCAGCUUCCUGCAUCUGUACCACCACACCGUGAUGCCGAUGAUCUCGUGGGGUGCCACCAAGUACUUCCCGGGAGGACACGGAACGUUCAUAGGAGUUAUCAACUCGUUUGUGCAUAUCAUCAUGUACACCUACUACAUGCUGGCCGCCAUCGGACCCCACCUACACAAGUACCUCUGGUGGAAGAAAUACAUCACUGAUCUGCAAAUGAUCCAGUUCGGAAUGGCCUUCAUGCACUCGGCUCAGCUCCUGUGGACGGACUGCGGCUACCCACGUUGGUCGGUUUGCUUCACCCUGCCGAAUGCCAUCUUCUUCUACAUGCUGUUCAACGAUUUCUACAAGAAGACCUACACCGUCAAGCGGGCGGCUCGGCUGGCGGCCUCCAAGGCCAAGGCCGAGGAACUCCGGAAAGCCAAGGAGCUCGAGAGCUUAAAGGCUGCCAACGGAAAACUCGCCGACAAAGAACUGUAGAUUCGUAGGUUAGAGUGACCACCGAAGUUACGUACGUAAUGUGUGAACUGUAGAUGCCACCGUUUAAAUAGCUAUUUCACCAUCGAGAUCUUCCCCCUGUCCCUGUUUUCCCAUUUCCCCCCCAUAUACACACACAAUCCGUUCCUAGAACAAGUAAACACCCAUUUCACUUGCUCAUCUAAUUUUAUACCUAUACCAAGUCUCUACUCAUAAGGUAACUGAAAGUUGUGUGCGAGAGCCUUCGUUUUGUAAGGAAGGACUUUUUUCCUAGCUGUGUAAGGUAAUUUUAAUUUGAAUCUAGUUGAAUGAAAGUGAGGAUUUUAAUCUGAAUAGCAGACGAAUAAAAGAAUGACAAAAUACUAUUAAAGUGCUGAACGUUAAAUCAAA